Molecule: messenger RNA, 2134 nt
Organism: Homarus americanus (American lobster)
Lineage: Eukaryota; Metazoa; Arthropoda; Malacostraca; Decapoda; Nephropidae
Product: micronuclear linker histone polyprotein-like
Exons: 2
Source: RefSeq, a predicted model, not a curated record
GGACUCGAACAAGAGGACUCAAACAAGAGGACCUGAGCAAGAGGACUCGAAAGAAGAGGGACUUAACAAGAGGACUCCGAAAAUAGACCCAAGAGGGACUCCGGAACAAGAGAACUCGAACAAGAGACCGAAACAAGAGGACCUGAACAGAGGACUGAACAAGAGGACUCGAACAAGAGGACUGAACAAGAGGACCCGAGGAGGACUCGAAACAGAGGAAUCAAACAAGAGGACUCGAACAAGAGGACUCCGAACAAGAGACGGCAAGAGGACUCGGAAAAGAGACCCGAAAAAGAGGACUCAAACAAGAGGACGAACAAGAGGACUGAACAAGAGGAAACAAGAGGACCGAGCAAGAGGAUUCGAACAAGAGGACAUAGAACAGAAAGGAGGACUCAGAACAAGAGACAAAGAGGACCUAGAACAAAGAGACUUCGAACAAGAGACGGAACAAGACUCUGAACAAGAGACGAACAAGAGGAGACUCGAAACAAGAGGACUCAAGAAGAGGACUCGAACAAGAGGACUAGAACAAGAGGACCUCGAACAAGAGGACUCCGAAUCAAGAGGACUCGGAGCAAGAGGGCUCGAAACAAGAGGACUCAAACAAGAGGACUCGAACAAGAGGACCCGAACAAGAGAUUCGAACAAGGGACCCGAACAAGAGGACUCGAAACAAGAGGACCUGAACAAGAGGACUGAACAAGAGGACUCCGAACAAGAGGAUCUGAACAAGAGGACCUCGAACAAGAGGACUCCGAACAAGAGGACUCAAACAAGAGGACUGAAACAAAGGAUUCCUCGAACAAGAGGAUUCCUGAACAAGGACUCAGAGCAAGAGGACUCCGAACAAGAGAUUCCGAACAAGAGGAUCGAACAAGAGGGACUGAAACAAGAGGACCCGGAACAAGAGACUCGAACAAGAGGACUCGAACAAGAGGACUCGAACAAGAGGACUCGAGCAAGAGGACUCGAACAAGAGGACUCGAACAAGAGGACUCGAACAAGAGGACUCGAACAAGAGGACUCGAGCAAGAGGACUCGAACAAGAGGACUCGAACAAGAGGACUCGAGACUCCGGAACAAGAGGACUCGAACAAGAGGACUCCGAACAAGAGGAAUCGAACAAGAGGAUCUAAAACAAGAGGACUCCAAACAAGAGGAUUCCGAACAAGAGGACUCUGAACAAGAGGACUCCGGAAACAAAAGGACUCGGAACAAGAGGAUUCCGAACAAGAGGACUCUGGAAAUAAGAGGAUUCCUGAACAAGAGGACUCAAACAAGAGGACUCCAAACACGAGAGGACUCGAACAAGAGGACUCGGAACAAGAGGACUCAAACAAGAGGACUCCGAAAUCAAGAGGACUCCGGAGCAAGAGGACUCCGAACAAGAGGACUCAAAACAAGAGGACUCGAACAAGAGGACUCAAACAAGAGGACUCAAACAAGAGGACUCGAACAAGAGGACUCGAACAAAAGGACUCAAACAAGAGGACUCGAACAAGAGGACUCGAACAAGAGGACUCGAACAAGAGGACUCGAACAAGAGGACUCAAACAAGAGGACUCGAACAAAAGGACUCAAACAAGAGGACUCAAAAAGGACUCAAACAAGAGGACUCCAAAACAAGAGGACUCGAACAAGAGGACUCAAACAAGAGACUCAAAGAGGACUCGAACAAGAGGACUCGAACAAGAGGACUCGAACAAGAGGACUCGAACAAGAGGACUCGAACAAGAGGACUCGAACAAGAGGACUCGAGCAAGAGGACUCGAACAAGAGGACUCGAACAAGAGGACUCGAACAAGAGGACUCGAACAAGAGGACUCGAGCAAGAGGACUCGAACAAGAGGACUCGAACAAGAGGACUCGAGCAAGAGGACUCGAACAAGAGGACUCGAACAAGAGGACUCGAACAAGAGGACUCGAACAAGAGGACUCAAACAAGAGGACUCGAACAAGAGGACUCGAACAAGAGGACUCAAACAAGAGGACUCGAGCAAGAGGACUCGAACAAGAGGACUCGAACAAGAGGACUCGAACAAGAGGACUCAAACAAGAGGACUCGAACAAGAGGACUCGAACAAGAGGACUCAAACAAGAGGACUCGUACUAUAGGCAUAAUAUAUCAUAA